This is a messenger RNA of Ostrea edulis (European flat oyster), 6590 nucleotides long. Its product is annotated as rap guanine nucleotide exchange factor 4-like. Bases 292 to 3348 code for a protein of 1018 amino acids. NCBI's taxonomy places the organism in Eukaryota, Metazoa, Mollusca, Bivalvia, Ostreida, Ostreidae. The record is from RefSeq and is a predicted model, not a curated record. Gene Ontology annotation, molecular function: guanyl-nucleotide exchange factor activity. The transcript has 29 exons. Gene Ontology annotation, biological process: Ras protein signal transduction; positive regulation of GTPase activity. Gene Ontology annotation, cellular component: plasma membrane.
CACCAGAACCCGUCUGUUAUCUUACAGCCUUUAUGGAAUUACAUGGUGAAGUCUAAUUAUUCAACCACACGUGGUUUCACGUUUGUUCUGAACUUGACAAUUUGUGUCGAGAAUUCUAGUGAUUUUCUAUUAUUCUUGCAGGGAAACACAGAGCAUGCUUUAGAUGAGACAGAAAUGUGACUCAAUCUAAACAGCAGCUUGGGUUUAGAAGAUUAAAACAGGAUUGUGAACAAUUGAGCGGAGACAUUAAUCUCAUUGUGGAGGAGAGAGGCUCCUAUGACUGCUCUAUAGAUGAUGGUCACCGAGUGGAUUGCUAGUCUAGACAAAAGACCAUGUGACCGUACAGGAGAAGAACUUGACUUGAUUUAUUCCCACUUGAAAAAUUUGAAGGCUUUUGAGAAAUUCCAUCCAAGUCUGCUCCAGCAGAUCUGCGUGUAUGGUUACUAUGAGGACUUGGAUAAAGGUGUUACAUUGUUUCGCCAAGGAGAUAUUGGUACCAACUGGUAUAUUGUAAUCUCUGGUAGCCUAGAGGUCCUUGUGUCAGAAACUGGAGACCACAAGGAUGCAGUUAUCGUCAGUAAUCUUGUACCGGGCAUCUGCUUUGGGGAGUCCAUCUUGACCAACAAACCCAGAUAUGGUACAGUGACCACUCGAGAAUUUACCGAGCUCAUCAGAGUGGAACAAAAGGACUUCAAAAUCCUGUGGGAGGGGAGUAAGAAAUUGCUAGAAGGAGUUAUCACCCCUUUGGAGAGGCUGUCGGUGACAGCCAACCCAUUGCCACAUUCUCCUGCUUUAACCAGACCUGGGAGACGGAAGUCAUCUUCAGCAGCUAAAUAUAACGGCCAACCGAACCCAGCAGCACCUAUCACUAGUAUUCCCUCAGAAAAGUUAAAAAGAGCUGGUCAAGUGUUGCGGACAGUUCUUUUAACUCGUGCUCCACACAUGGUGCGGGACAGGAAGUACCAUUUGCGGACAUACAGAAAAUGCAUGGUGGGAACUGAAAUGGUGGAAUGGUUGCUACAGCAGAGCCCACUCGUUCAUUCGAGGAAUCAGGCUGUGGGCAUCUGGCAGUCGCUGUGUGAGGAGGGUAUUAUCGUACACGUGUGUAGAGAGCAUCAGUUCAAGGACAAGUACCUGUUUUACCGUUUUUGUGAGGACGACCAGGGGGUGGGAACCAUACCAAACCAGAUCCAAAAGAAGGAAUGUGAGGAAGAACUGCAGGACACUCUGAUUACUCUGGCUCAGAUCGGACCGGAUGCCAUGAUGAGAAUGAUCCUCAGAAAAUUGCCACAAGACAGGACCUUGGAUGACCUUGAGAUAAUCUACGAGGAAUUGCUUCACAUCAAGGCUCUUUCUCAUCUCUCCACGAGUGUCAAGCGGGAGUUAGCCAGUGUUCUCGUGUUCGAAUCCCACGCCAAGGCAGGCACAGUGUUGUUUAACCAGGGUGAUGAAGGGAAAUCUUGGUACAUUAUCCUGAAAGGUUCAGUCAAUGUCGUCAUUUACGGCAAGGGAGCAGUUUGCACUCUUCACGAAGGAGAUGAUUUUGGGAAGCUGGCUUUGCUUAAUGAUGCUCCAAGGGCAGCCACCAUUGUUUUACGGGAAGACAAUUGCCAUUUCCUCAGAGUUGACAAAGAGGAUUUUAACAGGAUAUUGAGGGAUGUUGAGGCAAACACUGUGAGAUUAAAGGAACAUGGUCAAGAUGUCUUGGUCCUGGAAAAGAUUCCCACAAAAUCACAAGCAGCAGACGGAACUAUGCAAUCCAACUACAAGUAUUCGGUCAUGGCCGGCACUCCAGAGAAGAUGUUGGAGCACCUGCUGGAGACGAGACUAGACAACACCAAAUCCGAGGAGACCACAGACAGUUUUCUGGAAGACUUCCUGCUAACACAUGUGAUAUUUAUGCCAACAGAAAAGCUUUGUCCAGCCUUGCUUUCAUAUUAUGACGCCAAGUCUCUAAAGACAGAAGAACAGGAUGCUGGAGAUUAUGGAGUGACACAAAAAAGGAGUGUUAUACAGUUUGUACAGGAAUGGAACAACCUGGCACAGGACAUCUUCAACGAAGAUGAACAAACCCAAACGUUCUUACAGGAACUACACAGUUACGUGGAUGAAGAUUGUGCUUCAUUUCCCUCCCUUGCUUCAGAACUUGCAGUAUUAGAGAGCAUGAUGUCAUGUGUGAAGGGCUUUCAGUAUAUAGAAAAACCUGAGGUUGGGAAAAGAAGAAUUUCUCCCAGUGUAAUGUUAACAAAGAAAAUGGCCAAUGAAUUGUACAUAGACAGUAUUAAUAAAAAGCAGCCCAUUAAAGCUACAGACGAGAAUAUAGUGAAGAUAUAUUGUGCUGAUCACACUUACAGCACCCUACGUCUACCAAUGAACUCGUCCGUACACACACUUAUUGAGUAUGCUCGGGAAAAACUCGGGCUGGGCUCGGAGGAACUGGUGCUGUGUGAAAUUAAGUCGUCUGGAGAUAGGGUUUUGUAUAAGGAUGAAGACCUCUGUGUUACCACAGGACUCAGCUUAAAUGGCCUCCUGUUCAUCUCCCCCAGAAAACAUUUAGAUGCCUUAACUCCUCACCCAGAACAGGAAGGACCAGCCAUAGGAACAUCCAAUACUUUAGAAAUCCUCAGCACAAAAGAAAUUGCUUAUCAUAUGACAUUGCACGACUGGCAGCUGUUUAUAUGUGUACAAGAAUAUGAGUUAAUAUAUCAAGUAUUAGGAAGAUCCAAUUUCAACAAAAUAACCGCAAACUUGGAUUUGUUUCUACGGAGAUUUAAUGAAGUGCAAUACUGGGUUGUCACGGAAAUGGUUCUGGCUCAAAAUGUGGGGAAAAGAGUCCAGCUUCUACGCAAAUUUAUCAAAGUCGCAGCACACUGUAAAGAAUUCCAGAACUUGCAUUCAUUCUUUGCCAUAGUAAUGGGACUCAGUAACAUUGCUGUCAGCAGGCUGUCUCAGACAUGGGAGAAACUGCCAGGGAAGUUUAAGAAGAUGUUUGCAGACUUUGAGACAUUGAUGGAUCCUUCGCGGAAUCAUCGAGUAUAUCGACUGUCUGUCUCCAAGUUCACCCCACCUAUCAUUCCAUUUAUGCCACUUCUAAUGAAAGACUUGACGUUUACUCAUGAUGGUAACAAGACGUACUUCGAUGGACUUGUCAACUUUGAGAAAAUGCACAUGAUAGCUCAAACCAUGAGGAAUGUACGCAUUUGUCGGAGUCGCAGACUAGAUUUAGAACCCCCAACAACUGUCAAAUCUUCAACAGAGGUUCAAAACUACAUUAGAAAUUUACAAGUAAUAGACAAUCAACGAGUUCUGACUCAACUUUCUUAUAAACUGGAGCCAAGACGCACCUAGGAAAAUGCUCACAACAAUGAAAUCUGAAGUGCAAUUCUAUUUAUACUCAAGAACAGCAACUCAGAAAAUGAUGUCCAUUUAUGAAGCGUUAUUCAAGAUUAAUUUUUUAAGGUUUUUACCCGGUUUCUCGUGUUGUGUAAGUUAGAGUGCUACAAAAAAUGUAAAUACAGGAUAUUUUUAAUAUCAGAUGUGUGUUUUGUUUGCAAAAAUGUCUUGACAAUCAAAUAAAUUUGAUAUAUUUUCUAAUAAUUGUUGCAAAAUCAAACAAUUGGUUGGAAAAUGAAAUGCACUGUGUUUUGAAUAGAGUGAAAUGUGUUUUUCUUAUAUAAAUUUGUAAUAAAAACAAACUUCAUUUUAUUAGUGAUGUGUAAAAGUUUCAAAAACUCUCACAUGUGUGCACUCAUACAUACACACGUUACACUGUUGUUAUCAGUUAGAAUUCAAGCAUUAUUCAGAGAAAAUACAAUGUGUAGAUUAUGGGUAAAUAAUGUAAAUUUAUGUUACGUAGCAUUCACACUUUCUAUUAGAACAUCCAAAAAGGGCAAAUGUUAUCGAAGUUCAUCUGAAAACCAAAACCGUUGUGUCAAACAAAGAGAAAUCUAUUGUAAUUUUUUUCAGUAUUUACGAUGGAUUUGUUAUAAUUAUUUUGUGUUCAGUAGUAAUAAUUAGACACUAUGAAAUCCACAUCUCUGUACAUGCACAUUCACUGAAAAAGUGAUACGUGGAGGGAUCAUAAUUUGACUUCCUGUGACGUUCAGUGACAUCAUCAUUAUUUAUAUCAUACAUAUCUUUUAAAGGUAAAACAUUUGUUGAAAAGAAAACAGAAAAUUUAGUAUAAUGAGUGAUUUUGUGAUGCAAAAUUUAGAAUUACAAGAUAUGGCUCGAAAAGGAUUUUGUUUUUGUUCCCUAAGAAUUCCAAGUUUCAAAUAUUGCAUAUGAAACGGACAAGGUAGGAUACAUAUUAGCGCCCCCCCCCCCCUUCCCCUUUAUAUUUAUUUCCUGGGAGAGGGUUAACAUUAAAGAAAAACAAAAUUUUUAUUGGUCAAAGCAACUACCAUUUAUCAGAUUAAUUUAGCAUUGGGAAUAUUUUGCUGAUUUUUCUCAAAAAAGUAGUAGAAAUCUGGAUUAUUUUUUGGUGUGGUUUUUAUUUAAACAUGUGUGACAUUUAUAGGAGUAGAAAUCUUAGCACUUUUACUUUUAAAUUUUCCUCAUCAUGAAAACAGCUAUAUUUCCAGCGUGCCAAAAUUACAUGUUAAACAGAAUAUGGUUGCCAAGCAAUGCGAAGAAAGCAGCAAAUGUAAUUCUAUUGAAAUUUCAUAUCGGGGUUGCGUUCAAGAUCGUAGCGGCUAGGUAUGGUGGCUGAUUUGUGCCAUUCUACAAUUUAUCAUCUAUUAUUAUGUAGAAGCUAAAAGGCAACUAAUGUAAAAGUGGUUAUUUACGCGUGGGAGAAAUUUACACUAAUUACAUGAUCACACAAUAAGCGCGUAAAUUUCCUCCAUUGCGUUUAGUUAUAAAUAUUUGAUAUAUUGUAUUCAGUUAUUGUGUAUUUUUCCCAGAUGCGUAAUGUUGGACAUGGAAAAAUGUGUACUCAACCCAUAGCGUAAAUAACCAUAUUUACAGCAACUUUUAUCCCAAAAUAAUGAAAAUAAACCAAAAUGAUAAAAUUAACUACUAACCGCCAUGGUGGCCGAGAGGUUAGAGCGUUCGCCCCGCAUGCGGAAGGUCGGGGUUUGAAUCCCGGCCACGACAGACCUAAGUCGUUAAAACUGGUAGUGACAGUUUCAUCGUCAAAUGCUCGGCAUCAGGUGUGAAUGUCACGGGUCCUCAGAGAUGACCUUACAAACGGAUGUCACAGUAGAUGCGGCACUCUAAAGAACCCUCCCUGCUCAAUGGCCGUAAACACUGAGCAUAGGCCUAAUUUUGAAGCCCUUCACCGGUCUUGGUGACGUCUCCAUAUGAGUGAAAAAUUGUCAAGCGAGACAUUAAGCAAGAUACAAUCAAAAUAACGGGGGGGGGGGGGGGGGGGGGGGGCAUAGUAAAAUGGCACAAAUCAGCCACCAUGCAUACUUAGCCCAUAGGCUAGCUGCAAUGAAAAUUAAAUCGGCCUCAAUUCAUCAAACCAAUGAAUAGGAAUUAACGAUUAAUAGGUGGGACCUUCUUAUAUUUUAAGCAGUAAACAUGCCACCCUAGGAGUUGCUUAUCUCUGUUAAAUCGUUAUCUUGUUUGAUUUUAGAUACUGACACCAAUAGAGCCCAUCCUGGUAUUAUAUAUGAUACAGGGCAUUUUAUGGCACCUACGUUGUGUGAUAAGUUCAUGAUGAGGGUUUACAUAUUGGCACUGGAUUUGAAUUCCCACAAAAUACACCCAAUCAGUAUAUGGAAUUUUUAGUGUUUUCAUCAAUGCCCAAUUUUGUGAAAAGGGAUGAUUUUUUUUUUUUUUUUAAGUUGUCCUAUCUUGUUCUUUUGGUAGACUUUUUACAUGAAUUUUCACCGUUUUAAGGAGUUGAAUUAUAUCGUUGAUGAUUCUUUGAGGAACCCUGUUCUUGGAUGUUCCACAUUUCUGUCAUUUGAAUGCAUCAGCACUGUCAAUGUUUUAAGGCCACUGCCAAACCUCAGUCUUCAAAGUGCCUCUAGUAAUCUUUAAAAAUGGAUAUAUAUUUUGAAAGCACAGUGACCUCUGAAAAUGGAUGUAUAUUUUGAAAACAAAGGUCGCUUAAAAUUCUUUGCUGCCAUUUUGUAUUGACAUAAAUGUUUCAUGUCUGGAAUUUGCUUGAUUUCAAAUGCAUCAUUAGAAAUUACUUUCUCAAAAGUCUUCAGUGUGCUAUUCAGAUUAUUUAGACUGUCGUUAGAAAUCCUAUCGGUUGCUUCAUUUUUUCCCCUUCAUUAUUGUUGUAAACUGAAAAGUAAAUAGUUGUCAGAUUAUUGAAGAUUGAUAUUUUCCUAUUAAAUUGCUUGUGGAAAUAAAUUGAUUCUGGGUUUCUGAUGUGCAGUAAUAAUGAUAUGAGGGGGAAAAAAUCAGAGGAAAAUAUUUUGCUGGCCUUUGCUAAAGGUCAUUGUAUAAACAUUAAAAGCAAUACUCCACAGUUCUCUUGCACUGGGCUUCACAUUUAAAUUCACAUCGAAACGUUUUACAUAUCAGAAUAUUGUUGAUCAGAAGAAUGUGUUGUCUAUAUGAUGAAAAAUUCAUGUUUCUUUUUCUCCUAUCCACAAAUCAAAGAAACAAUAAACAGAAUGAAUCAGCAA